Messenger RNA from Mesorhabditis spiculigera, 402 nucleotides. NCBI's taxonomy places the organism in Eukaryota, Metazoa, Nematoda, Chromadorea, Rhabditida, Rhabditidae. The record is from the annotation of a GenBank genome assembly.
AUGGUCCUCGUCGCGGGUAAACGCAUUAAGAUCGUGAAGAAGAGGACACGCAAGUUUACCCGUCAUGAGUCUGAUCGCUACAUGCGCAUCCGACCAAACUGGCGCAGGCCCCAUGGUAUCGACAACCGAAUGCGUCGUCGCUUCAAGGGAACCCGUGACAUGCCGACGAUCGGUUACGGAAACAACAAGCUGACCAAGCACGUCCUUCCCACCGGCUUCAUCAAGGUCCUCGUUCACAACUCGAGGGAACUCGACAUGCUGCUGAUGCAGAAUCACAAGUACGCGGGAGAGAUCGCCCACGCCGUCGGCGCCAAGAAGAGAAAAGAAAUCGUUGAGCGGGCAAAGCAGUUGAACAUCAGAUUGACGAAUGGUCAUGCCCGCAUCCGGACCGAGGAGAACGAG